UUGAUAUGGGUGAGCUGGAUGAACUUGUGAAUGGAGAAGCUGUACAACAAACACAAAUAAUUGUUAUAAUUUGGUUUUGAGAGGGAAUUUUAAAACUGCCUAUGAACAAAAAACAUUGAGCUUGAGAUGAUGAGACAGAAAAUUAAGGGAAAGCAAGUGGUUGUUUGUCAACAUUUAUCUCUUCAAACUGGUUCGGGCUGGAAAGUCUGUCUAUGAAAAGCAUGAGGAAUUACAUGUGGAAUUUUGGAUCCUCUGACCUUCUCACAAUGUGUGUCAGCAUGAUCAUCCACUACUUUGCUGAAUAUUUCUCUCUGCAGACAUGGGUCCUGUUUCUGCAACCCUUGCCCACCUGAUAAUAUCAUUGAGGGCAAGUUCAGCCUUUUUCCUUUCUUGCUCUUUCUCAAUAGAUUUCUACCAAAUGAAAAUAUUGCCAGAUAUGUAGCCAUCUAUUCUUUAUUGAAACGAAAUACAGUAGCCACUCAACCAGUUAUCAUUGGACUGAGAGACACCAUCUUAUUUCCCAGAGGCCACUGAAACCACCAGUUCAUUCAUAUAGGCAACUGAAUAGCUGUCAAAUGGCAGUAAAUUUUGGAUACUAGCAAUAUGCAUUGGAAUCAAACUGAUUUUUCUUGGUUAACCUUGUACAAUAAAGCAGAAGAUAGAACAUGUACAGAGCGCACCAAAACUAAGCACAGACUGUUUGACCUCUGUCUGUUGCUGAUUUAGAACAGUUGACUUGAGUUGAUCUAGCAGUUUCAUGGUGAGAUCGAAACUGCAGAUCACCUCUUCUCUUCUAGUCAGGUUACCAUGGUUUUGUUACCUAACUGCUGUUAUCUUGCAAUAAUAAUGUUGACAUGCUGCUGUGUGGAGCAAUCAGACACAAGCUAUCCUUAAUACUAAUCUGUGAGAUAUCCUGGUGCUCUCACAAAGGAAAGAAAACCAGUCUGGUGAUAGAAAAUCUCCAGCUCUUUAAAGACAUUUUUCUAAAGACGAAAGCAAAUGGGAGCCAGGGAGAAAAGUCAAUGGCCCCAAACUUAUGAGUCCCUUUAUAAGCUUGAGGAGUUUAAAAACAUUAACAGAUGGACCAAUGCACACAAAAUGCUGUUCUCUGAUAUGCUGAUACAGUGCAAUGCUGCUUCAGGAGCAAUUAAUGAAUUUCCUGAAGAUGUAUUUACAAAUAAGGAUCGGCAGGAGGGAGCAGUGCUGUUUCAUAUUAUUGGUGCUCUUUAUAUGUUCUAUGCCUUGGCUAUAGUAUGCGAUGACUUCUUUGUUCCCUCAUUAGAGAAAAUUUGUGAGAAAUUACACUUGAGUGAAGAUGUUGCUGGAGCCACUUUCAUGGCCGCAGGAAGCUCGACCCCAGAAUUAUUUGCAUCUGUUAUAGGUGUAUUUAUCACUCAUGGUGAUGUAGGAGUUGGGACCAUUGUUGGGUCAGCAGUUUUCAACAUCCUUUGCAUUAUUGGCGUCUGUGGGAUAUUUGCGGGACAGGUGGUUCGUCUCACCUGGUGGUCUGUGUUUAGGGACUCCAUGUACUACACGCUUUCUGUGAUCCUUCUUAUCAUUUUCAUAUAUGAUGAGCAAAUAGUAUGGUGGGAGAGCCUUAUACUCAUCGUUAUGUAUUUCUUCUACAUACUUAUUAUGAAGUACAAUGUGAGGAUGCAAAAGUUGUUUACCAUCAAAAGCAUGAACGUUGGGAAUGGCAACACAGUCAGCAAUGAGCUGGAAGAUGGUAAUAAAUGUUAUGACAUAAGCUGUGAUGACCCAUCCAUGCCAUUGCUAUGGAAAGUGAAGGGAAAGCAGCAAUAUGGCAAAAACCCGGUGGUGAUGGUGGAUGAGAUCAUCUGCUCCAGUCCCCCGAAAUUCCGCUUCCCUGAAGCUGGCUUACGAAUAAUGAUUACAAAUAAAUUUGGACCCAGAACCAGGCUGCGGAUGGCAAGCAGGCUCAUUAUUAAUGAGCGUCAGCGACUGAUCCACUCUGCCAAUGGCACAAGCAAAACGCUUCAAAAUGGCAAACAUGAAAAUAUUGAAAAUGGGAACAUCAUUGUGGAAAAUCAAGAGGAGGAGAAUGAGCAUGAAAACGCAUCUCCCUUUUCAGCACCAGAUGGAAAAAUGAACAAAGUCAAAUGGAUUGUCACGUGGCCAUUGCUAUUCCUGCUCUUUUGUACCAUUCCAAACUGCAACAAACCACGUUGGGAGAACUUUUUUAUGCUGACAUUCAUUUUAUCCACUCUGUGGAUUGCUUUGUUCUCCUAUUUUAUGGUGUGGAUGGUUACUAUAAUUGGAUACACUCUGGGGAUCCCUGACGUUAUCAUGGGCAUUACUUUCCUAGCUGCAGGAACGAGCGUACCAGACUGCAUGGCCAGCUUAAUAGUAGCAAGACAAGGUCUCGGUGACAUGGCAGUAUCCAAUACAAUAGGGAGCAAUGUAUUUGACAUUUUAGUAGGCCUUGGAGUACCCUGGGGCAUGCAAACUAUGUUGAUUGAUUAUGGAUCAGUGGUUAAGAUAAAUAGCAAGGGACUGGUCUAUUCAGUUGUGCUUCUGCUGGGCUCUGUAGCUCUUACUGUGGGUGGAAUCCAUAUAAAUAAAUGGAAACUUGACAAGAAACUAGGCUUCUACGUGCUGUUUCUUUAUACCAUUUUCCUGUGUUUCUCUGUAUUGAUAGAGUUUAAUGUCUUCACCUUUGUCAACUUUCCAAUGUGCCGAGAAGAUCUUUAAAACAAGCCACAACCAUGAGAGAGGCUGACAUACUCUUUAUUCCUUGUGCUAUAAAUGAUAGGAGAUAUUUUACAUUUCUACCUUCUCAUCAGUAAUCUGAUUUUCUUUCCUGCUUUGUCAUCCAACAAGCACUUUUACUUACCUGGAAGGAAAAAAAACCUUUCUUUUAACAUGCUAGCUCAAGGCAACCAAAGCAUUUUCCUCUUUGGGUAUUGCUGUUCAGUCAUCCAACUUGUGGAUCUCAUGCAGAGCGAUCAAAAGUCCAAUCUUCAUGGUGUUCUGCUGUGGUUUUCAUUCUCCUUAUGUAGACAAUAAUGCACCACAGUCAAUCGGAACAAGACUAGAAAAAACUCUCCUCUCUCUUUUUUUGACAUUUACUGCCCAUGGAAGAAGAAGAGGCUGGCUCAGAACUUUUCUUGACUCCAUUAAAGCAUCGGAGCUACAGGACCAGAAAGUCCGAUGCACAUAACAUGGCAUGCACUGUUGUGGACAUAUGUUUUUUCCCCUUCAAGUGCUCUGUUUAUAGAGGAACUGCAUUGACAUUUAUAAGCCUUUGUUGGUGAUUUCUGAAUAUUUAAUCACUCUUUUUUUAAAACAUGUGAAGAACACAUGAACAAUUUUACAGAGAAAGAAGAGAAAAUGGUUAAUAUCGUAUCACUUUUGAUGAUGCACACUAAGAGUAAUAGAAUCUGAAAUCUUCAAAAGAGAAUAUAUGUGCAAAAUAGUCUUACUUUUGUGGAAUAUUAAAGCCUGUAAGUAACAUUUUGCAUUGGUACUAGUAAGCCCACUUGUAAUUUUACAAGAAACUAAAAGAUUAACGCCCAACGGGGCGCUCAGUUUCUAGUGGCAAUUGUUAUCUGAAAAAUAGAACAUGAACACAUUCCAGACCUUCUUGCAAUAUGAUGCAUCAGGGAUUUGGGGGGGAAUUUAUUUCAUUAUUAGUAUAUUAAUCUAGAAGCUGCUGCAUCUUCUCCAUUUUGUUUUGUUUUUGUUUGUAACCACAAACUUAAUAGAGAUGGGUACCCAACACUAAGUAAUGCAUAUAAUAAACAACUCUAACAAGACUAAGUCUGUCAUGGGAACUAUCUCCUUGAUCAGAUUGUAUGCAGGAAGUUUUAAAGCUUGUCUUACUUUAGAGCCAAAUUAUUUUAACCCCACAGAACCAGAUUUUGAUUUUCUUUGCACCUGUAUAAAUCUAGAUUAAAAGAUUAACUCUGAAUUUUCCUGGGCAUAACUGAGAACAGAAUCUGGCUCAGAAUAAUGAGUAACAUUACCAAAACUGUGUAAUGUCCCAGUUCGAAGUGGAGUUACAAAGAAGAUUCAUCAAAAGAAUUUAACAUAUUUUGAAACUGCUACUUAACUCUAAAAUGUAUUUUAAAGUUGUAUAUGAACAAAAUAUAUAAGGUUUCUAAAGAAG
This is a messenger RNA of Mauremys reevesii (Reeves's turtle), 4129 nucleotides long. RefSeq names its product solute carrier family 24 member 4 (gene SLC24A4). Gene Ontology annotation, biological process: calcium ion transmembrane transport; sensory perception of smell; intracellular calcium ion homeostasis. Lineage: Eukaryota; Metazoa; Chordata; Testudines; Geoemydidae. Gene Ontology annotation, cellular component: membrane. The record is from RefSeq and is a predicted model, not a curated record. Gene Ontology annotation, molecular function: calcium, potassium:sodium antiporter activity; calcium channel activity. The transcript is spliced from 16 exons. The coding region runs from base 1000 to 2712 and encodes 570 amino acids.